UGCAGCAUCUGUAUGACGAUAGCCCGCCAAUGGAUGUCGCAACGUAUUUCAAACACUCUAUGCCUGUUCUGCGUGUCGAUGCUCAGUUCACAGUCAUUGAGGCUGCACUCAAAGGCUACAUGAAGUGGAGAGCAAGCAGCACCCAGCAGAGCUUGCCAGACUACGAGCAACAGCGUGCUGCACUAGAGAGGGAUUUGGAGUCGUGGUGCACCAAACUUCUCGAGAUGAAGUUCGAGGAUCCUCUGAUUCGAAAGAGAGUUUUGCAGUUAUUGGUCGCCUUCUCAACAACUGCACUUGACAAGAACCCAGGCUUCAUGCUCAAGGUUCUCGAACACAUUUUGAUGACCUGGCCGUCGCCCCAGCCGGAGCACCGUGCUUUCAAUGAAGCGAUCAAGGACUUCCAGUCUGAAAGCAUGGUGGAGUUGCAGAGACUAGCCUCCAAGGUUCCUGACCACUUACUCGCUGUCUAUGACCAAAUCGAGGCGAAGGUUAACGACAUGAUCUCGUCUGGUACUCUGGAUGAGAAACGCCAAAUCGCUUAUCAAAGCUUCCUCUUCAUCAUCAUUCACCGAGCAUCCAACAUCGACCCCUCCAAACAGGUUGAACGCCUCCAGCAAUUCAUCAAGCCUGUCACAUCCUCAUGGCAAAACCAAGAGCUGAAGAAUGCAUUGUCGUCGUACUCUGGCUUUUGCGAAUUGAUGGCCUUGGACAAGGCGAAGAGAUACUUGAUGAGCCAUCGCGUUCAUGAAGUCAAGGAAUGGGGCUCCUGCGAGUUGGAUGCGGAGGGUUUGGCUCUGCAGGCCGAACUGGAGGAAAGACAAAAGAUGUUGCCACUCCGCCCUACCAAAUCUUUCUUGUCAUUUUCUGUCGAGAAGCUUGAGAAGACGUCAACGCCAUUUCAAGUCUCGUACCAGCUAUGGAAUGAUAGCUUCCCGCUAAUCCUUCCGGACCUUUUGCAGUUCCUCAGCCAUGCUCAUGCCUCGCACAACCCGGAUAACUGGACAGAACUGCCCAACGAGAUGAAGUCUGUUGUUGGCAAUGUGCUUAGCGACCGUUUCUGGCAAGCAGGCAUAUCGGAAGGCAGCAAAGAUGAGUUCUACGCGAGAGUCAUGGAUAAGAAGAACACCCUCGAAGGUCUUGCGUCGACAAUCCGCGGAACGGUACGAUUCGUUAGGGAAACUUGCUACGCGAUCAUCUAUUGCAUGAGUCGUUUGGAGAUGCAGUUUUACGGCUUCAGCGAGCUGCCCGGUCCGCUUGCGCAAGCACUCUUCCAGAACUCAUUCCACCUUUCAGCACAUCAGCAAAUUAAUCUGCUCAACCUCGUCAGGUAUCUUGUGGAUGACUGUCCCCUCGAGCAACGAGAGCAUUUCCUACCUCCACUUUUAGCAGCCUGUUUCCAGCAAAUGGACGCCAAGAUCAAUGCCGAAUGGGAGAACUUGGAACGUCAGCAGGCGAUUCAGGCAGCUGCUGAUGCUCUGACAGAGGAGAUGAAGUCGGAGAGUAUCUUGCGCCAAGUCACUUACACUGCAGUCAUCAUGGUGGCGGAUUUCCUGGACCCUACGAAAAGGAACCCCGCCCCAUUGAGAUCUCAGAACGGUCAAGAGCAUGCACGGAAGUAUCCAUCACUUAGGAAGUUUUGCUUGAUGCAGUCGACCGUUGUCGAGCCACUGCUACUCUUCUGCACGCACGCCAUUCGUAUGCGAGACACUCGUUGCUGCAGCAUAAUUCUGCGAGUGUUCCGAUCCAUCGUCCCAGACUUUACCGUGGCUGAGCCACUGUCGCCGAAAUCUUUACCUCAGGAUGGCGCUGAGGCGGCACCGUCUAACAGGGACCCAUACCUUGAUACCACGCCAGUAUCUGCGGAAGCAGCCACGGCCAUCAGGGAAUACAUAGCCUCGGACGUGCUCCGGGCUUGCAUCACCUCUUUCCAUGAGCCUUACUUUGUAGAUCUACAAAAGGACUUGGCGUCUCUGAUCGCUGCCAUAGUGGUCUACUAUAGCCCUGUCACGAGCACCCCGCGCGACAUCCUCAUGUCUCUGCCCAACAUUAGGCAAGCAGACCUUGACAGACUCAAUGACUUUGUGGCCAAGCCAGCCUCACACACGCGGCAGCAGAGAGCACUUGUGCUUGACCUGCUCAAGGAUCUUAAAGGAGUUAGUAUUGCCGAGAUGGGAAAGCUUCCUAAGAACAGUGGCUUCGGACACAGCAAGAGGUCAAAUCGUAGCAAAAUGGCUCAAGAGUUUAUGACACCGGCCAGCGAGUCGAGAACACGGGGCGGUGGGGUUACUGAUAGGGGGCGUGCCACACCAGAUGCCUUGGAGGGAGUAGCUGGCCUUUUUGAGGGCUGAGAAGCCACCGGGAACCUGUCUCGAGGACGGAAACGCACCGUUGUCCGGCAUAGGCUGUAUGCAAAUGUGUGCCCCGCCUCGACCCGGCCCUGUGGCUAGCAGUUGGAGGAUGGUAAUCCAACGAUCUUGACGAGCCGAGGUGGGCUCUGCCAGAAUACCGCUAGGACUGGAUAACUAGAAAAAAGAGUAUAGACAAGUCGUGGGUUGAUUGGAUGGACUAGGAUUCCACCCAUGGU
Messenger RNA from Colletotrichum godetiae, 2584 nucleotides. RefSeq lists its product as uncharacterized. Gene Ontology annotation, biological process: protein export from nucleus; RNA export from nucleus. Gene Ontology annotation, cellular component: nucleus; cytoplasm; RNA nuclear export complex. Gene Ontology annotation, molecular function: RNA binding; nuclear export signal receptor activity. The transcript has 6 exons. Bases 30 to 2348 code for a protein of 772 amino acids. NCBI's taxonomy places the organism in Eukaryota, Fungi, Ascomycota, Sordariomycetes, Glomerellales, Glomerellaceae. The record is from RefSeq and is a predicted model, not a curated record.